This is a messenger RNA of Engraulis encrasicolus (European anchovy), 1683 nucleotides long. It is a transcript of the gene c14h20orf96, whose product is annotated as chromosome 14 C20orf96 homolog. NCBI's taxonomy places the organism in Eukaryota, Metazoa, Chordata, Actinopteri, Clupeiformes, Engraulidae. The coding region runs from base 210 to 1331 and encodes 373 amino acids. The transcript has 10 exons. The record is from RefSeq and is a predicted model, not a curated record.
UCUGGUUACUAUAGUGAUGGGAGAGCGAGUGCUGUUCACAUCUGAUUUCUCUGGACUGGAGGGUCUGGUUUUGCAGGGGUAGAUGCUAGAUUCUUGAUUCUGAAUCCGGCAGUAAGAAAUGUAGGCCUACACUUACAACCUUCAGGCAGCUAUGUAACAAUCUCGGAACGUUUGUAGCGGGCAGGUCUACAGCAUAUUUCAAGUUGGCGAUGGCUACAUCUACUCAACAACACGGUUGUGUGAGGUCAAGAGUCAGCCAAAAGGUGGAUUACAGUAAGUGGGCGCGAUGCGCUAGGGCUAAACAGAAGAAUAAUGAAACUGAUCUUGGGACAAAUGUGGAGGAACCAACUGCAGCAGACGACAACCACCAAACCACAGGAUCAGACCUGGGCCCACCAUCAAGGCCUACAAUAACAAGGCGCCACAAAUCAACUGAUGGAAUCAUCCUACCACAUAUGCCAAUUGGACCCACUAAGAAGAACCUUGAAGUGGAGCGAGCAGAGGUCUCUGUAAAGAGGAAAGACAAGAAGAUCAAAACUUUGAGUCUGUUGGCGAGAUCCCAGAAGAAAUCUGUUGAGGACCUGGAGGCCCUGUGUGCUGUGAUCCAGCAGAGCAACCAGCUCCUGGCACAACAGAUCAGAGAUACAGACCAGAAGUCCUUACUCAGCGCAGGAGAAUUCCUCGACCGACAUGAGAAACUAGGGACGUCUAUCUCCGCUUUCAACGAUUGGGGCCAGAGCCAGAUCACGGAGGCCAAACUUGCCCUCGACCAGUCAGAGGAGGAGUCAAAGAGAAGGCUGUCCGGCCUUCAAAAGGAGCUGUCGUUACUCCACAGCAGACUGGGCAAUGCCCAGGUGGAGCUGCACACUCUGAAGACCUACAAGGACAAGGAGUACCCCGUCAAGGUCCUGAUGAUCAGCAGCCUGAAGAGGGAGCUGGAGUACCUACAGGAGACUCAGCAGGAAGAAUACGAGGAUAUGAAACAACAGUGUCACAAUGCGAAGAUGAAACUAGCCGAGCAGAUAACCCAGAGUAAGCAGAAGGUCUUGAUCUCCACUGCCAAGGAGAACAGCUCUCGCAUUCCCCACUUCAUCAAGCAGAUGGCCGUAGACAACAAGGCCAUGAAAGCGGUGAUCGAGAUCUAUAAAAAGGAAAUCGAGAAGCUGGGAGAGACGAAUGAGACCCUCUCCCAGAGCGUCCAGGACCUGAGGCUGGCCAGAAAGAAUGUGAAAGAGCAGAUCUUUGAAGAUGUGUUCACAACGUUUGAAAAGUGUACUGCAGACAUGGAUGUGGUGCUGAACAUCCCCAAAGCAGAGUGGCUGCCCAUAUAAUCCUGGAUAACAGUGGGUGGAAAUCAGCAUAUGCACAACUCUUGGCGCUCAAGGUUUAGUAAUGAGUUUCAGCUCCCAGUGACCAUGCGGAUUGCCUUUCCUCUCCUUUCCUCCAAUGUACUUCCUUCCUUACACAGCACUCAUGUUACAAGCAACAACCCCGAAUAGAUGUCCUCCUCUGUCUUCUUGAAGUUAUUAAAAAAGCAACUGAGCAGUACCUUUACACUUCAUAUGUGAUGAAUGAAUUGUAGGAACAAAUAAAUCAGUGUUUAAUGAUGUAGUAGGCUAUAACUGUUCAUGGUGCGUGUAUAACAUCUUACAUCAGAGGAAUAAAAUACAACACAUAUUUUUA